Messenger RNA from Hylaeus anthracinus, 1305 nucleotides. RefSeq names its product odorant receptor Or1-like. Lineage: Eukaryota; Metazoa; Arthropoda; Insecta; Hymenoptera; Colletidae. Gene Ontology annotation, biological process: sensory perception of smell; detection of chemical stimulus involved in sensory perception of smell. Gene Ontology annotation, cellular component: plasma membrane. Gene Ontology annotation, molecular function: odorant binding; olfactory receptor activity. The coding region runs from base 187 to 1305 and encodes 372 amino acids. The record is from RefSeq and is a predicted model, not a curated record. The transcript has 5 exons.
UUUGAUAUGUGCUGACAAAACGUUGACGUUACUUGUGAAGGUGUUUUAUGACAUAAUUUUGAAUGAUAAUAGAAAGUAAUAGUAUGGCUUCAUAAAUAGAACUUUGAACUUUCUUUUACUGUUGCUAGUGUCUGCUUUGUUAAAUAAAAAGAAACUUAUGCUGUCUUGAACUUUGCAAAAUCGAUAAUGCGUAUACUGCGAGCGACGUUCACUAUUUUGACUUUGUGCGGGUGUUUGCGCCCCUCUUCUUGGACAUCCCCGUAUAAGAGAAUUCUAUACAAUGUUUACUCCAGUUUCUUAUUUCUCACGACACACGCCCUCCUGUUUUCUCAAAUACUGGACGUGGUUCUGAACGUCAAGAAUCAAGACGAGUUCAGUGACAAUAUCUACAUGACACUGGCGAUAUUCAUCAGCUGCUACAAGAUGUGCAACUUCUUGUACAAUAGAAAAAAGGUUGCUUUUUUGAUCGACACCCUCCAGAAGGAACCGUUUGUGCCAAUGAAUGCUCAAGAAGUCGUAAUUCGAAGGAGAUGCGAACGGAUCGCUACGCGAAACACGAUUGCUUACACGACUUUAGUCGAAUGCUGCGUAUUGUGUAUGUGGAUAACUUCGUUUAUCAGAGAUUUUGGACUCAAACAAUUGACGUAUCGCGCAUGGUUACCUUACGACUAUACUUCUUCUUCGCUUGCGUUCACUGUUACAUUCGCCCAUCAAAUCGCAGGUUUAACGAUCGGCUCGUUUUUGAACGUUGCUUACGAUACUCUAUACAGUGGAAUGUUGCUUCACACGUACUACCAACUAGAGGUUCUCGAACAUCGUCUGAAAAAUGUUAUGGAAGAUGAAAAAUACUCGGUCAAGCAAUGCGCCCAUCACCAUCAUCGCAUAUUACAAUUCGCCACGAUAGUGCACGAAACAUUUAAAACGAUAGCUUGCGCUCAGUUUCUGGUCAGCACAUCGAUCGUGUGCUUCAACCUUUAUCGACUCACACAAACAGAUUUGGGGGCAAGAUUAGCGGAAACUGUGCUUUAUGCAUUUUGUAUGCUCACGGAGAUAUUCUAUUACUGCUGGUAUGGGAACGAAGUUAGACUGAAGAGUCUCGAAAUUCCUGACAUGAUAAUCAAAAGUGACUGGAUAAGUUUGGAUGUUGGCUCUCGGAAAAUCCUCCUGAUGAUCAUGAAACGCGCGACGGUGUCCAUCGAGUUCACUAGCAUUCACGUUGUGUCGAUGAAUCUCGAGUCUUUCAUGACCUUGCUCAAGACUUCUUACACUGCUUACAACGUACUACAACAGGGUCAAACGAAGUAA